Raphanus sativus (radish) is the source of this 1960-nucleotide messenger RNA. RefSeq lists its product as uncharacterized. Gene Ontology annotation, molecular function: DNA binding; protein binding. Lineage: Eukaryota; Viridiplantae; Streptophyta; Magnoliopsida; Brassicales; Brassicaceae. Bases 178 to 1791 code for a protein of 537 amino acids. The record is from RefSeq and is a predicted model, not a curated record. The transcript is spliced from 8 exons.
AAAAAAACUGAUUCAUCUUCUUCACUACUCCAACUAGACUCCCCCCAGUCACUGCCUUGCGUCACUCGCCACUUCUCUCUCGCUCCGUCCUCCUUCAACUCCUCCUCCGGAUCAAACAUUCCACCUCAGCUCAACCUCUCCGUAAAACCCUUCUCCGAGGGUAUUACAACAACUAAAAUGGAGGAUCACAUCGAAAAGGCGAAACCUUGGAGCAGAAAGAGGUCGAGAAAACCCAAAAGUCUGGUCUUUGAAGGAUGGGGUUCGAAGAAUCUGAUGAACUUUCUCGAGUCGCUUGGUAGAGACACCACAAACAAGAUCUCCGAGUACGAUGCUACAGACAUUGUGAGGAAGUACAUUCGCGAGCUAACGCAUCCUCUGAAGACGGCAACGAAGAAGAGGAAGAAGACAAAGGUAGUAGCUUGCGAUGAGAAGCUGAGUUUGCUUUUUGGGUGUCAGAAGGUUAACACAGCCAAGCUCUCUGAUCUGGUAGCUAAGCAUUACGUUGAGAAUCAGGAGGAUGGAGACUUUAAUUAUCUUUUGUACAGCUCCGAGGAGGAGGAGGAUAAGAAGCAGAGAUUGGCUUUGUUAUCAGAUAAGGUUGUGGAGAAGCCUAGAGGGAGCAUUGCUGCUAUAGUUAGGGAUAACGUUAAGCUUUUGUAUUUGAGGAAGAGUUUAGUUGAGGAGCUAGCUAAGACGUGUGAAACGUUUGAGGGUAAAGUGUUGGGAACUUUCGUGAAGAUCAAGAAUCCUUGUCAUCAGCUUGUUCAAGUGACUGGUGUGAAGGAGUGGAAUCCAAUUGAUGGUCACUUUCUGCAGGUUACAAACUAUUGUGACUAUCUUAAAGAUGUUGCUUCCUCUUCCCUGUCAGAUGAGGACUUCACUCAGGAGGAAUGUGAAGAGUUGAAUCAGAGAAUGAAGAAUGGGUCUGUGAAGAGACUUACAAUUGUGGAUAUGGAAGAAAAAGUUAGAAGUUUGCAUGAAGAUGUGACAAAACAUUGGAUUGCAAGAGAACUUGUGUUGUUAAAAAGGAAAAUCAAUCAAGCCAGUGAAAAGGGAUGGAAGAGAGAACUAUCUCAGUAUCUGGACAGAAGGGAACUUCUAAGCAAUCCGGAAGAAAAGUCAAGGCUAUUGCUUGAAGUUCCUGAAGUUAUUGCAGAAGAGCUUGAACCUGAACGUGUAGAUGAUGAUGAUGUGAAGGAGGAUGCGGAAGAGAGAGAACUUGUUGUUGUUGCACCAGAUUCACCGGAAGUUGUUGCAGAGGAGCUUGAACCUGAACCUGAGCUUGCAGAGGAGCUUGAACCGGAUGUCAAGGUCGAAGAUGACCUCAUGGAAGCAAACACUGAGGUAUCCAUUGAAACUCCCAAGCUCCGUGAUGAAGAAGACCAACCACCACGGGCUGCUUCUGCACGUGACAAAGAUCUACUUGAAGAUGUGGAGGAGAAACCACUGCUAGAAGACAGCAUCAUCACACAGAAGGAGGACUCUAUCAGUGUUCAACCUCAAGCUCAAGCUCAACCAAACCCACCAGAGAUUAUUGAACUGAGCGAUGAUGAUGAAGAGGAGGACAAUAACAAUGCAGCCUACCUAAAGAAGUGUGAUCCAAAGAAGAAGAUGUGGUGCUAUGAGUUACCUAAAGGACAAACAAAUGGACCAUACUCCCUCGCGGAUUUCAAAAGGUGGAGCGAGCAAGAGUACUUCGUUGACGUUCCAGAUUUCAAAGUCUUUAAGAUAGGAAACAGCAUCGAAUCUGGAGUCCUCCUCACCAAGCUUCUACCUCACAUCAAAGCCUAAUCCAACAAAAAAACUCAGUUUGAAACAGCGUGCAUCUUUAAGUUGCUGUUGACAUUUUUUUGUUUGUUUGUUUAUUUCUCUGUAAGUUGCAGUAACUGAGAUUUAUUGAAAACUUAUGUGUUACAUGUGUCUUGUUAAUAAAGAAAACUUUCUGGUGUUGAUAUUAAUA